Messenger RNA from Ochotona princeps (American pika), 2781 nucleotides. It is a transcript of the gene TARS3, whose product is annotated as threonyl-tRNA synthetase 3. Gene Ontology annotation, cellular component: cytoplasm. The transcript has 19 exons. The record is from RefSeq and is a predicted model, not a curated record. The coding region runs from base 57 to 2447 and encodes 796 amino acids. Gene Ontology annotation, biological process: threonyl-tRNA aminoacylation. Gene Ontology annotation, molecular function: ATP binding; threonine-tRNA ligase activity. NCBI's taxonomy places the organism in Eukaryota, Metazoa, Chordata, Mammalia, Lagomorpha, Ochotonidae.
UGCGUUGCUGCUGCUCUCACGGCGGGCGGCGGCGGCGUCUGAGGGAGGCGGGUGCCAUGGCGGCAGAGGCCCUGGAGGCGGAGGCCCGGGCCGUGGAGGCCUUGACUCUGCGCCUGGAGCGACAGGAGGAGGACCUCCGCUGGCUGUGGGGGGAGGUCCGGCGCAUCAGGACCGCGCCGCUGAGCGCGCCCGAGCGCUGCGUGACCGGCAGGCCGAACCUGUCGCGGGAGGUGGCGCAGCUGCGGGCCGAGAACUACCAGCUGCGCCAGCAGGCGUACUGCCUGCGGCUGGGCCUCGCCGAGGUGCAGAGGCGCCAGGACGAGCAGAGGGCAGCGCUGACGGCCGGAGCCGGCGUGCAGCCUCCCAGUCAGAGCCAAGGAAAAGACAGUGACGGGAAGGACACGAGGGGCAGUGGACCUGACCGUCAGGUGAUCCCUCAGCCGCGCUACAUGCAGGAACGCCUGAAGCUCUUCACGCGGCUGAAGGAGGACACCCCGGGGGAGCAGGAGGAGGGCCGUGGGAUCACCGUGAGAGUGGCUGGUGGGAGCACGGUGCUGGGGCACGUCGGGCAAACAACGCCCUAUGAGGUGGCUGCCGGAAUGAGCCCGGAGCUGGCAGAGAGCGCAGUGGUGGCCAAGGUGAACGGGGAGCUGUGGGACCUGGAGCGCCCCCUGCUGGGGGACUGCUCCCUGGAGCUGCUCACCUUCGACAGCGAGGAGGCGCGGGCGGUAUACUGGCACUCCAGUGCUCAUGUGCUCGGAGAGGCCAUGGAGCUGUACUACGGAGGCCACCUGUGCUACGGGCCCCCCGUCGAAGACGGAUUUUACUACGAUAUGUUCAUUGAAGACAGAGCGGUGUCCAGCUCGGAUCUGCCGGCCCUGGAGGACAUGUGUAAAGACAUCAUCAAAGAGAGGCAGCCUUUUGAAAGACUGGAAGUCAGCAAGGAUGUGCUCCUGGACAUGUUUAAGUACAAUAAAUUUAAAUGCCGCAUUCUAAAUGAGAAGGUUGACACUCCGACCACCACGGUUUACAGGUGCGGGUCACUUAUUGACCUUUGUAAAGGGCCCCAUGUGAGACACACUGGGAAGAUUAAAGCCAUAAAACUUUUCAAGAAUUCUUCAACGUACUGGGAGGGCAACCCAGCGAUGGAAACUCUGCAGAGGAUCUAUGGGAUCUCCUUCCCUGACAGCAAGAUGCUACGAACGUGGGAGCAGUUGCAGGAGGAAGCCAGGAGCCGAGACCACAGGAAAAUUGGGAAGGAGCAGGAGCUCUUCUUCUUCCACGAGCUCAGCCCUGGGAGCUGUUUCUUCCUUCCCAGAGGGGCCUUCAUCUACAACACGCUCAUGGACUUCCUGCGUGAGGAGUACCACAAACGGGACUUCACCGAAGUGCUCUCCCCGAACAUGUACAACAGCCGACUCUGGGAGACCUCGGGCCACUGGCAGUAUUACCAUGAGAACAUGUUCACCUUCGAGGUCGAGAAGGACACCUUUUCCCUGAAGCCCAUGAACUGCCCAGGACACUGUCUGAUGUUUGCCCACCGCCCACGGUCCUGGAGAGAGAUGCCUCUUAGGUUUGCUGAUUUUGGAGUUCUUCACAGAAAUGAGCUGUCGGGGACCCUGAGUGGGCUGACCCGCGUGAGGCGUUUCCAGCAGGACGACGCACACAUCUUCUGCACGCUGGAACAGAUUGAAGGAGAAAUCAAGGGGUGCUUGCAGUUUUUGCAGUGUGUUUACUCAACAUUCGGCUUCACCUUCCAAUUGAAUCUGUCCACACGGCCUGACAGCUUCCUGGGAGAGGCCACAGUGUGGGCCGAAGCGGAGAAGCAACUGCAGAAUAGCUUGAUGGAAUUUGGAAAACCAUGGAAAGUAAACCCAGGGGAUGGAGCAUUUUAUGGCCCCAAAAUUGAUAUAAAAAUCAAGGAUGCGAUUGGCAGAUACCAUCAGUGUGCGACCAUCCAGCUGGAUUUUCAACUGCCAAUCAGAUUUAAUCUUACAUAUGUUAGUAAGGACGGGGAUGACAAGAAGAGACCUGUCAUCAUUCACCGGGCCAUCCUGGGCUCCGUGGAAAGAACGGUUGCCAUCCUCUGCGAAAACUACGGCGGGAAAUGGCCUUUCUGGCUGUCUCCCCGUCAGGUCAUGGUCGUCCCUGUGGGGCCCACUUGUGAGAACUAUGCACUUCAGGUGCGUAAGGAGUUUUUUGAAGAAGGGUUCAUGGCCGACGUUGAUUUAGAUCACAGUUGCACACUGAGCAAGAAAAUACGAAAUGCACAGCUGGCUCAGUAUAACUUUAUUUUAGUGGUUGGAGAAAAGGAAAAAGCAAAUAAUGCUGUCAACAUUCGAACAAGAGACAAUAAAAUUCAUGGAGAGACUUCAGUCAGCUCUGCCAUUGAAAGACUGAAGAACCUUCAGAAAUCCCGUGUCCUGAAUGCCGAGGAGGAGUUCUGAAGGGUGCUGCUGGCGCUUGCUUCGCAUAGGCUCGGCUCGACCUGAGAUGUGUCUUGCUAACUGGUUAGCACGUUAGUAGCCUGCCCUUGACCUCUGCUCCGGCUGCUGGGGUGGGUGAGAGGAGAGAGCAGCCGAUGUCAGCCUGUCACUCACCGGCCCGUCUGGAUGACAGUCCGAGGGCAGACUGGGGCAGUGUUCCGGCAACUGAUGUUGUCAAAGGCUUAAGUGCAGGCACAUUCUUCACAGAAAGAAACAGAACUAGCAAAUCAGGAUAAUGUUGCCAAGUUUUGUGAUUUUGAAAAUAGACUAAAUAAAGUCUGUAAAAGUUGUUUUG